AUGGAAAGCCUGCUUUUAUCUCAUUCUGCCUUCAUCCCUUCUCAAAAUAAAGAAGUGGGUUACCUUGGUAGGAAAUUGCAAAGCUCAUUCUAUGGCAACAUGGUGUCCAACAAUUUUGCUUUGAGAAGUAAUAUCAACAGUGCUAACAGAAGUGUGAUGAUCUCCUCUGUGUUUGGAAUUGGAAGGAAAGUGAAGAAAGUCAAGAAAGAGACUGUGAUACCUGAACCUGACUACAGGAUUCCAAUUGUCCUUCUUGGUUGGUCUGGAGGCUUGAUCUAUGCAGAUAAUCUAGCAGCCGCAGUUCCUAUAGGUCUACUUGGAUUACUCCUGUUAGUUCAGACAACUAGAGUGAGGUUUGUCUUUGAUGAUGAGGCACUGGAAGUUAAAGUAGGAGAGCAGCUUGAGGAGUCCGGUGAAAAUGUUUUUGUUGGUGGAAAAAACCGUUGGAAGUAUUCGAGUUUCGUGAACUGGGAGCUCUGGUGGCCGAAUUUUCCAAUUCUUGUUUAUUUUAAGGAGACACAAACGAGGCCGGAGGGACAAGUGCACUUCUUCCCUGUCAUUUUCAAUGGAAAGCAGCUAUAUGACGUUAUGGUGGAACGAUGUGGCCCUUCAAAAACCAGUGCGCCAAAAGAGUCCUAA
Messenger RNA from Oldenlandia corymbosa var. corymbosa, 639 nucleotides. The record is from the annotation of a GenBank genome assembly. Lineage: Eukaryota; Viridiplantae; Streptophyta; Magnoliopsida; Gentianales; Rubiaceae.